AUGCUACAAGUCAUCGCAGCACGGCUCGAGGAUAAAGAUUGGAACAUCCGACGGGCAGCAAUCAAGGCGCUUCGAGGCCGGGCCAACCUGACAGAGGAGGCGCUACAAGCCAUCGCAGCACGGCUCGAGGAUGACAAGUGGAGCGUCCGAGGAGCAGCAAUCCAGGCGCUUCAAGGCCGGACCAACCUGACAGAGAAGAUGCUACAAGGCAUCACAGCACGGCUCGAGGAUGACAAGUGGGACGUCCGAGAGGCAGCAAUCAAGGCGCUUCAAGGCCGAGCCAACCUGACAGAAGGGAUUUUGCAAGCCAUCGCAGCACGGCUCGAGGAUGAAGACGGUGGCGUCCGACGGGCAGCAGUCGAGGCGCUUGUGGAUCAAGCGUCGCUACCGUUAGAGGUCCUUAGCCUAUAUGUCAAAUCCUUAUACACGGCUUUGCUACAGAGAAGCUUCCAAGAACACCUAUACUUGUGCGCUUCAGAUAGCGUUUUCAUUGGGGUUGGUCUUAGACAUGUUUCUAUAAGUUACAAGCAGGAACAGCAGCCUAGCGCCGAGAUGUGGGACAUACGGAACUACCUAGAUGUUCAUCCCCCACCUCUUAGGAUAUAG
This is a messenger RNA of Endocarpon pusillum Z07020, 606 nucleotides long. RefSeq lists its product as uncharacterized. The coding region runs from base 1 to 606 and encodes 201 amino acids. The record is from RefSeq and is a predicted model, not a curated record. The transcript has a single exon. NCBI's taxonomy places the organism in Eukaryota, Fungi, Ascomycota, Eurotiomycetes, Verrucariales, Verrucariaceae.